Messenger RNA from Trematomus bernacchii (emerald rockcod), 3145 nucleotides. Its product is annotated as SWI/SNF-related matrix-associated actin-dependent regulator of chromatin subfamily B member 1-like. Gene Ontology annotation, biological process: regulation of transcription by RNA polymerase II; chromatin remodeling. The record is from RefSeq and is a predicted model, not a curated record. Bases 209 to 1315 code for a protein of 368 amino acids. The transcript has 9 exons. Gene Ontology annotation, molecular function: transcription coregulator activity. Lineage: Eukaryota; Metazoa; Chordata; Actinopteri; Perciformes; Nototheniidae. Gene Ontology annotation, cellular component: nucleus; nuclear chromosome.
UGUAUAUGCGGUCGUGUCCAAUAGUGGCUUGAGUUGGUUGUAGUUUAUCUUUCUGCAAUUGUACAUUUAGUGGGCAGUUGUAAUGCUUCUAGCUGGUGUUUGCUAAAUUCAACAGAUGAAGUGACAUAGGAGAUACUCUUAUUUCCCAGCUUUAUUGUAGAUCCCAAACGCAUCUGAAAGAGCAGGCUUGCUUUAGCAAAGCGUAAAGAUGCAACUGGCUCUAAGUAAAACGUUUGGCCAGAAACCAGUUAAAUUUCAAUUAGAAGAAGAUGGAGACUUUUACAUGGUUGGGUCAGAGGUUGGAAACUACCUGCGUAUGUUCAGAGGAUCUCUGUAUAAGAGAUACCCAUCUUUAUGGAGGAGGCUGGCCUCCGUGGAGGAGAGGAAGAAGAUCGUAGCAUCGUCACACGCCACCAGUGUCACUCUGCUGAAGGCCUCAGAGUGUGAGGAGAUCUUUGAGGGGAAUGAUGAGAAAUACAAGGCGGUGUCCAUCAGCACAGAGCCCCCGGCGUACCUCAGGGAGCAGAAGGGCAAGAGGAGCAGUCAGUGGGUGCCCACCCUGCCCAACAGCUCCCACCACCUGGAUGCUGUGCCCUGCUCCACCACCAUCAACCGCAACCGCAUGGGCCGGGACAAGAAGAGGACCUUCCCCCUGUGCUUUGAUGACCACGACCCCGCAGUGAUCCAUGAGAACGCAGCGCAGGUGGAGGCGCUGGUUCCCAUCCGGCUGGACAUGGAAAUCGAUGGACAGAAACUGAGAGAUGCCUUCACUUGGAACAUGAAUGAGAAGCUGAUGACCCCGGAGAUGUUUGCAGAGAUCUUGUGUGAUGACCUGGACCUGAAUCCUCUGGCCUUCGUCCCUGCCAUCGCCUCCGCCAUCCGUCAGCAGAUCGAGUCGUACCCCAACGACGGCAUCCUGGAGGAGCAGCAGGACCAGAGGGUCAUCAUCAAGCUGAACAUCCACGUGGGGAACAUUUCUCUGGUGGACCAGUUUGAGUGGGACAUGUCUGAGAGAGAGAACUCCCCCGAGUCCUUCGCCCUGAAGCUGUGCUCUGAGCUGGGUCUGGGGGGGGAAUUUGUUACCACCAUCGCCUACAGCAUCCGCGGUCAGAUCAGCUGGCACCAGAGGACCUACGCCUUCAGUGAGAACCCCCUCCCAACAGUAGAGAUAGCCAUCCGCAACACAGGAGACGCAGACCAGUGGUGCCCCCUGCUGGAGACCCUCACAGACGCUGAGAUGGAGAAGAAGAUCCGAGACCAGGACAGGAACACCAGGCGUAUGAGAAGACUGGCCAACACCGCUCCGUCCUGGUAGAGGCCCAAGCUCCAGGACUACUGUUACUGAAGAAGCAACACACACACACACACACACACACACUCACACUCACACUCACACUCACACUCACACUCACACACAUCUCACUGACUAAAACACACACAUUAAGGCAUUCCUCUACACACAGUCAUCAGAACACUUUAACACCUGUCAGCUGGUGUUGCAGGAGGUUUAUCUGACUGUUACAGAACUGUUACACACAUGUCUAGUGGAAACAAUAUAUAUGAGAGAGAUGAAGAGCGUUUGUGUAACAUGAGGGUGGCUCUUACAAAAGUCAUUGUAAAUUCUUCAGACCUGGAUGGCAUGUGGAACAGAGCUCUGCCGUGGUAACAUCUCAGUGGAAAUGCAUUACAGAUGUUUUCACAGCUAGCAUCCUGUAUAUAAGUGUAAAUGGGUUAAGAGUAUCUGUUUGGAAUAAGACCUAUACAUGUUGAUGUUCCAUAUGACCAGCAGCUGGAAUUACUAAGGCUGGGUAAUCAAAGGGAUCAUUUUGAGAUCAAUACAUCUGUACAUAGUCUAGCUGCCAGCUCAUAGUCAGAGUCCUGUUGUGAACCUGGAAAUGUUGAGUACCCCAAAGUGUUAUGAUAGAAAUGUAUAGUAGCGGUCUCCAGCACAUAGAAACUGCCAGAUGCUAACCUGCAUAUGUUGGGUAAUUUGCACAAUUAGCAUAAGUUGCGUUAGCUGGCAUUAUGCAGACAAAAUGAAUACAAAUGGCUUUGCCGAUUUGGACAACUUUGGAGUGGUUUUUGAGGUUAUGAGGACAUUGAAUCAAAUUCUGAAAUGUUCAGGAUCCAAAAUGGCAGUUUUAUCCAGAAAGUGGCCAUAUUUCUUUCCCUGGGAAUUUUGAUUAACUUGGGGUCAAUUUUAAAGUCAAAGACUGAUUUGACAUCCGGCAGUUUCUAUGUGCUGGGGACCUGUACUAUACAUUUCUAUCAUAAAACGUUGGGGUACUCAACAUUUCCGAGUUCACAGUGCUGGCAAGUAGACUAUUAUUCAAGAAAAAACAAAGGGUCACACAAUAACUUUAGAUUCUCCAAAGAGGAUUUAGUCUUCUUUGUCAUAUAUAAUUGUAAACUGAAUGUCUUUGGGCUUUAGUCGGCUGUCGGACAGAAAUGUGAAGAUGUUACCAUGGGCUCCGAGGAGGUUGUAGGGAGCCUUUUUUUACUAUUUCUUUAAAGAUUAUACAAUAUUAUCUGACCCGUGCACAUCAAUGCUUUGGUGCUGGAUACCCAAAAUGGCUACAUGAUGCCCCUCUGUGUAGACUAUUAGAACCAUUUGAAAAGUGCAGUAAUCCAGUGAAUGUUAGUGAGCCACUUCACAGUGAUUUUGAGAACUUCUGUACUGUGGCAGGUGUUAUGUUCAUACCUGACAGAAAUAACCAGUGUGUGUGUGUGUGUGUGUGUCAAAUGUAACUCAAACACUCACUGGUGAUGUUAGCGGCAGUAGCUGAGAGCUGUUGGGUGCCUGCAGCCAAUCAUAGGGCUGAUUUGAUUUCUGCAUGCAGACUCCUGAUCUUACUUCCAGAUUGUGAUCAGGGUGCACCAGGGUUUAUUUGCAUGCAUAAAUCUAAAUAUAGGUAGAUGAUACUGUAACCCUGAGCAUGAGGGCCUCACAGUGUCUCAGACUGCUGCCUCUUGUAGCUGACAAGAACCAAUGGUGUCUUUUAAAGUGAUUAUUUCAAACUUGAACAUAUUCCAGAGAAUGAUGUUAAAAUAUCUACUGUCACUUGUUUUUUGUAAAAUUGCUUUACCUUUAUAGUGGACUUCUUUUUUUUAUAUGAAAAUGACAAUAAAGAAAUAACAAAUGUUA